Molecule: messenger RNA, 2472 nt
Organism: Aegilops tauschii subsp. strangulata
Lineage: Eukaryota; Viridiplantae; Streptophyta; Magnoliopsida; Poales; Poaceae
Source: RefSeq, a predicted model, not a curated record
CGCUCCGGAGUCCGGCUACAAAGGCCCCUCCCCAACCCCAAUCUGGGAUUCUGGGGAGACCUCAAGCCAUUAGCACAUCCGGUUCACGACCAUGGCUCUCUACCGCCUACCCCUCUUCCUCCUCAUCCUCAUAGCCAUCGUACCCCUGUUCACCGCCUCCGCUUCCCACAGCCAGCUCUCACCGGAGCACGCCGCCGCGCGCCGCCGCCACCACACUUCCCCCGCCACCGCCUGCGCGGCCACCGUCCAAUUCCACCCCGCCACCAGCGCCACCUCCUCCAUGCCCCAAAACCACCUCGGGAUGGAGCACAGCCCGUCACCGCUCGAAGCCACGGCGGGGAACCCCCAUGCACUGCCCGUGCCGCCCCAAGCAGCCACGCCGCCGCCUCCACCCCAGGCACCGGCACUGCUGCUGCAGGAGGACUCGGACUCGGAGGGGUCGUCAUCUGCUUCGGCCUCUCCAUCCGCGGCCGCGUCCACGACAACGACGACGCUUCUACCGCUCCUCAAUCAGCGCGCCGCGGCGGCAUCAGCAAGCUCUGCGUCUCCCGUCCAAGCCGGCGUCGCGAGGGUGGUAGGCUGGGGCAGCGAAGAGGGGCUGCUGCCGCUGGCGAGGGUGCUUACGGCGCUGGGGUACGACGAGAUGGCAUCGGCGGCGACGCACCACCCCAACUUACCGCCGCUCGCGAGGUGGCACGGGCCGAUCACCGUCUUCGCGCCUCCCGACAUCUCCCUCCAGACCUCGUGCUCCAUGUGCUCGCGCCGCCGCCUCCUCCUGGACCACAUCGCCUUGGGCUACUACCCGUACUCCGAGCUCACCGCCGCCCCCACCAUCAAGAUUCCAUCGGCCUCCGUCAACCUCUGCCUCAACAUCGACACCGUGAGCGCCACCUUCUCCGUCCACCACGCCAGGCUCUUCGUCGAAGGCGUCGAGAUUUCCCACCCUGAGGUCUACAACGACGGCCGCUACAUCGUCCAUGGCCUUCGCACCUUCCUGCAACCGCUCUCACGCUACUCCUGCUUCGACCGCUCGCACUCGUACCACUGCCACGGCGACAGCAUGCCAACCCGGUCGGACGCGACCUCCGUCUCCAUGUCCGCGAUGCGUGUGAGCAUCAGGAUCCGCGAGGCCAUCGCCCGUCUCCGCGAUGCACGUUAGAGACGGCUUCAUGCCGCCUGACUUGCCAUGGCGACACCGGCGGCCACCGGAAGUCCUGCGGACGUCGUGAUGAGUUCUGAACUUCUGAUGGCGCCCUCUCGAGCUUGGGUUGUGGAUGUGCAGUUCUGCCAGUGAAAGGUUCGAUCGUCUUUCCUGAUGUUCCUUGCUCCUGAUAUGCUGUGCAAAUUCUGCUCCUCAUCAGUUACUGUCGACAUGGCAUCCCCAUUGCUUCUUCAUUAAUUCAAACAUUACAUGAUCUUCUGAAAAUGUUGUUCGGUUGGUAAUUGGUAUACUCUCCAGGUUGGUAAUAAGAGUCUUGGUUUGAUCAAGCACCACGGUAGCAAUUGGAUGCCAUUGUAUUGUUUUUGUCAAUAACCCAUAGUGAUCUACUUUUUCUCUUUUCUGUCAAGAUGGAAAAAACAGUUUACAAUUGAACCUUCUCGACAAUGGUUUACCCUGUUGCCGUUUCUUCUUGAAAUAUGCCUUGUUGUGGUUCUUUGGGAACCUAUGUUUGUUGUGGCCGCCUGGAUUGAUUCAGAUGAUUAGCUCCGGGUUACGCAACUCCAGCUUCUUCAGCUUGAAACUUGGUAAAGAUUUGAACGAUCUGGUUCUGCAGUUACGCUAUUCUCAUCUCGUGUAGAGAUAUAUGCACUAUAUAUGCCACUUUUUGUGUCAUUUUCGUUUCUGCAUGCAUCAGUUAGUGUUAAGCUGGUUCAGUUUGCUUCUAGGCUGGAAUGUUGUUCAGUUUGCUGAGUUUUGUUGUUAAGUUAUACGUUUGUUUAGGCACGGAUGCCCUCAGUUUGCAAACCUGUGACAUUUAUCUGUGUGUAUUCUGGUCACUGAUUCACCACAUGUUCUGUUUUUCCAUGGAUUAUAUUCAUCGAAAGAGUGUCACACGGACCGAGACUGGCUCAUGAAGCUUAUUAAAUUCCAUAUUAUGGCAGAAAUGUUUGUUGCAUAAGUUCAAAUAUAUUUGGUACACGAUUGAAGGCUAUGGCAAGGAAUAUUUUUACCCAACAUGGAUGGCAGCAUGAUCAUAGGAUUGGUCCUUCUUCACUUUAGGCGUCAUAGGACUCUACAUGUCUCUUUGUAUUUCGUCUUUUUUAUUUUACGUUGGGUCUGUCUAGGUCUCAGUCGAUUGAGACUUCACGAAGUCUCACUCGGCUGAUGUCAUCAUAAGUAGAUCAGGCCUGUUUAGUAGCUCUUGUACGCUGGGUUGUAUCUGGCUUGAAACUGGGCUUAUUUUCGUUUUUCAGUUUGUUUGUUUGAUACUUUGGGCUGGGCUGCUUACUUUCUUUGUUUGUGAUUGGGCU